Suillus paluster is the source of this 1265-nucleotide messenger RNA. RefSeq lists its product as uncharacterized. NCBI's taxonomy places the organism in Eukaryota, Fungi, Basidiomycota, Agaricomycetes, Boletales, Suillaceae. The coding region runs from base 366 to 1097 and encodes 243 amino acids. The record is from RefSeq and is a predicted model, not a curated record. The transcript is spliced from 15 exons.
GGAAGAAUUUCAUUGGGAUGGACAUCUACAUCAGUAAAUCACUAAACUUGCACAGACUUUGGCUUUAUCCAAGGAUUCCUGCAACAAUCUCCGGCUUUACGGCAAACUUCGCGCGGAUGGAAUUGACAGGAUUGUAUCAGUUUUCCACCAUCACGCAGGGUUGACACAGGGCUACGCCUUACCAGUAAUGGAUGUCCCCCCAUCGAUCAGCGCUUGCGGCCUCAGGAUCCAGCCGUGAUGCAUCACUGACUCACAAGGCGCUGCCUUCGAUCUGUGGAGGUCAUGCGCUAUAGCCUUACAACCUCGCUGUGGGAUAUAUAGUACGAUGGAAUUACUGCAAUGCUGACAGAACUGUCUCAACAACAAUGUCUUCCUCAACGUCGCAGGAUGUCAUCCCACAACUCGACCUCGGGAACACGUUUGGGGCACUUUUUAUCGCCAUUAUCUUUGCAGCAAUUCUCUUUGGUGUGACAAACGUUCAAGUUUUCAUAUACUUUCAGACACACGGAGGUACAGGGAUGACAUUCUAUAAGCUGGUCGUGAUUUUGUUAUGGACACUUGAUGCUCUGCACCUAGCCUUGAUCAUCCAUGGCGUCUAUUAUUAUCUGGUGAUCAACUACGCAAACGUCGCUGCGCUCUCAGACCUUGUAUGGAGUGCCAAACUUCAUAUCCCAGUCAACACGCUCAUGAUUUGGGGGGUGCAUCUCCUAUAUGUUCAUCGUAUAUGGAUAAGUACUUGUUCCCCUAUUAAUGUAUUUGCCGCGACUAAUGCGACGAACAUAGUCAGCAAGGGCCGAUCAAGAGCUCUCCCUAUAACAGUGGGCAUAAUCGUAGUCCUAGGUUCAGGUCUUAAUUGGGCAACAUAUCGGUGCCGCACGUUCGGGGAUUUAUUGAAAACUUUCGAAUGGGCGAACUACUCAACGUUGGGCACACUGAGCUUUCUCGAUAUUCUUAUCGCAUCAUCGCUAUGCUAUCUCCUCAUCACCUCUCGCACUGGGUUCUCUAACACCGAUUCCUUCCUAACAAAGCUCAUGAGUUACACCAUUACUACCGGCUGUCUGACAAUUAUAUUUUCAUUGACAGCUAUCAUCACAUGAGCAGCGAUGCCGAAGAACUUCAUCUACCUCGGUGUUGAAUUUUUAGUAGCGAAAGUAUACGUUAACUCGUGCAUCGCACUCCUGAACGCACAAUACUACACACAAUCCAACGCAGACAAUCUUGUUCUCUUGAAUUCUGCACCACAAGGCGAGAACUUCCCCACACCC